AUGAUGCUCAAUCUGCCUUCUCCUAAAAGACUUCGUAGCUACCUAAAGACCUAUACUUCAGAACCUCAUGUCGCCGGAACAUUAUCCGAUAAGCGCCAAGCAGAAUGGACGCGUCAAAAGUUUAAUGAGUUUGGUAUUCCAGACUCAAAGAUCGUAACGUACUAUCCAUUGCUCAACUACCCUGUAUCUCGCCGUUUGGAGAUUGUAUCCGGACCUGAGGAGUUACGUUAUGUAGCCAAGCUCAAGGAAGACAGAAUAGAAGAGGAUCCAUCAAGCGAAAAUCCUGACAUUGUACCAUUGUUUCAUGGAUAUUCCAAAAACGGAACGGCAAGAGGUCCUGUUGUUUAUGCCAACUAUGGUCGAUUGGAAGAUUUCCAGUUUUUGGUUGAUCAAGGUGUUCAAGUGAAUGGAAGUAUUGCCUUGGUACGAUACGGACCCACUGUCCGUGGUUUGAAAAUCAAAGCUGCUGAGAAGUACGGCUGUGUCGGUGUCUUGAUCUUUUCAGAUCCUAUGGAUGAUGGUCCCAUCGGCAAGGAAAACGAAGGUGCUCCCGCAGAAUCUUAUCCUAAUGGCCCUUGGAGGGCCCCAAGUUCCGCGCAGCGUGGAUCUGUUAGCUAUAUUGCAUUAGGUAUUGGUGAUCCUUUGACACCUGGUUACGCAGCCACAGAAAAUGCCACCCGUAUUCCAAUGGAAGAAUCGCCCAUGCUGCCUAAAAUUCCAUCACUUCCAUUGUCCUGGGAAGACGCUUUGCCUCUUCUUAAAGCUACAGAGGGCCAUGGUGUCUUUGGUGAAUUCGACUGGGUUGGUGGCUUGGAGGGUGUACAGUACUACAGUGGUCCCAGUGAAGGCAUUGUUGAGAUGGAGAAUAUUGUAAAGUACAACGUAACGCCCAUUUGGAAUGUUAUUGGACGUAUCGAAGGUUCUGUUGAACCACACCGAUCCGUUAUUAUUGGAAAUCACCGCGAUGCUUGGGUGUACGGCGCAGUAGACCCUUCAUCUGGAUCUGCUGCCUUGCUUGAAGUCGCCCGCGUGUUGGGUCAAAUGUUACAAACUGGAUGGAGGCCACGUCGUACUAUCAUUUUGGCUUCAUGGGAUGCAGAAGAAUAUGGUCUUAUUGGUUCUACUGAAUGGGUUGAAGAAAAUGUUGAAUGGCUUAAGGAAGAAGCUGCAGCCUACAUUAACUGUGAUUCUGCUGUUGCUGGUCCUUUCUUUACCCCAGGCGCUACCCCUUCUUUAAACAAGCUCUUGUAUGAAGUGACCAGUUUGAUUCCUGAUCCACGCACAGGAAAAUCUGUAUACGAUGCAUGGCUCGAGAGAUCUAAGGCUACCAAUGGUCCUGUUGAGAAGCCUACCGUUGGUGUGCUCGGGUCCGGUUCUGAUUUCACUGCCUUCUUGGAUCAUGUUGGUAUUCCGUCUAUUGAUAUGUCGUUUGAUGGAAACUAUGGAGUAUAUCAUAGUGUAUACGACAGUUUUCACUAUAUGGAGAAAUUUGGUGACCCUACAUUUGAAUAUCAUGCUGCCAUGACAAAAAUCUUUGGAUUGUUAGCCUUGCGUUUAGCUGAUGAUCUCGUUUUGCCUAUGCAUCCAAUAGACUACUCUACUGAGCUUCAGAGCUAUGUUCACAAGUUACACGCAUACACAGCUCCUCACACAUUCCCUACGCUUAAAAAGUCAGUUCAUACUCUAUUAAAGACUGCUGCUGCCUUUGAAACCAGCAUGGCUCAAUUGAACGAAAAGCUCAAGAAAUUCAACCAGGACGAUGACAAGAAAUUGGCUGCCAAAUGGUCAAAGCGUGUAGAAAAGAUGAACCAACGAUUAGUCCAGUUUGAACGAAGCUUUAUUGACGCUGAUGGUAUUGCUGGUCGUGAAUGGUUCAAACAUGUGGUCUAUGCUCCUGGAUUAUGGACAGGCUACUCUGGUCAAGUAUUCCCUGCUAUUUCUGAAGCAUUUGAUGACAAGAAUAUGUCUUUAGCCCGUCGCGCUGAAAGCAAAGCUGCCAAAUGUGUUCAAAAGGCUCAGGAAGCACUUUUAUAA
This is a messenger RNA of Rhizopus microsporus ATCC 52813, 2034 nucleotides long. Its product is annotated as Zn-dependent exopeptidase. NCBI's taxonomy places the organism in Eukaryota, Fungi, Mucoromycota, Mucoromycetes, Mucorales, Rhizopodaceae. Gene Ontology annotation, molecular function: carboxypeptidase activity. The transcript is spliced from 4 exons. Bases 1 to 2034 code for a protein of 677 amino acids. The record is from RefSeq and is a predicted model, not a curated record.